Messenger RNA from Bactrocera tryoni, 2583 nucleotides. Its product is annotated as G-protein coupled receptor Mth2-like. NCBI's taxonomy places the organism in Eukaryota, Metazoa, Arthropoda, Insecta, Diptera, Tephritidae. The coding region runs from base 343 to 1950 and encodes 535 amino acids. The record is from RefSeq and is a predicted model, not a curated record. Gene Ontology annotation, biological process: cell surface receptor signaling pathway; G protein-coupled receptor signaling pathway. Gene Ontology annotation, cellular component: membrane. The transcript is spliced from 9 exons. Gene Ontology annotation, molecular function: G protein-coupled receptor activity.
GUGUAGUUCAUAACAUAAAUAACGGGAAUAAAUUAAGUUUUUUACGGACCUAAUAAGACAUAUACACACAUACAUACAUAUGUAUGUACAUGUGUAUAUUUGCAGAACAGAAAUUAUCCGUGCGGUGAAAAUUUAUGUAAAUACUUGUGAAGAGAAUUAUUUGUACUGCAAGUAAUUAGUUGUAAUAUUAAUGUGAGUUAGAGUGCGCCUAAAAUUCCGGCGGCGCGGAUAAAUAUCCAGAUUCUUGCAAAUAGAGCGCGAAUAAGUUUAUUUUGAAUGUGAGUGCUGAAAAUUGUUAUUUCAAAAUGAUCCUCAACAUUUUCAAUUCCAUAAACUGAUGAAAUGACGACCCGUUUUUGCAAACUGCUCAUUUUAGCCGCUAUACUCUAUCAAACGUCUCUAGCUGAUAUACCCAACUGCGUAUUCGAAGACACUGUCGUCUUAACCGCUAGUACCAAAUUUGCCAAUGGAUCGUACCUCUAUGAAGGGCUGUUGGUGCCGCCACAUCUAACAGCCGAAUAUGACUAUAUUGAGCUCUUCGAAGGCGAGCGUAAGCCUGUGGAGCGGCAUGUACGCGGUUGUGUGUGUAAGAUCAAGCAAUGUGUGAAGUUUUGCUGUCACCCAAGAGCGGAUAUGUAUCAGACAAGCGCGACUGCCACGCCCCAAUGUGAAGAAGUACUUAAUGAGGAGCUCAAAUACUCGCCACUUUUGAAUGUAACAUUGCGAAACAGCAGUCGGGUCGUGAUGCAUCUGCUGGAUGAGUUUGUGGUGCAGCAGGGGAUACCAUGCGAAGGUGGCUAUAUGUUAAUGCCACAUGUAUACGAAGAUGAUCAGUGGGAGUUAUUUGAGAACGGCACAUUGUUGCGCGUCGGCGAUGCGAAAUAUUUCUCGAGGCGAGAUUAUUGCUUGCAGGCCUAUAAUACGAGUGAAGAGUUUGUGUUGAAUCCGAUGAAUUGUCCGGUUGUUUAUGAAGAGCCAGCAACGCUCAUGCUCAAUACGAUAAUCAUGCUGAUUUCGGCACCAUUUCUUUAUGUCACCAUCCUGAUCUAUUGGCUCAUACCGGAAUUGUGGAACUUACAUACGAAAUGCUUGAUUUGUUAUCUACUUUCGUUAGCUAUUGGCACGACGCUCAUUGUUGUGGUCAAUAUGCAGUAUUCAAAUUUAGAAACUUUUAAUUGCGCUAUAAUCGGUUUCGUGACAUACUUCUUCCUAACUGCCGUUUUCUUCUGGCUAAAUGUGAUCUGCUUCGAUCUUUGGCAAAACUUCCGUAUGACCCAAGGUGCAGUGCGAAACUUAACACAGCGUAAACGGUUUCUUUACUACUCACUCUAUGCUUGGGGCAUGCCAGCGCUGAUGACAAUAAUAACAGCCAGUUUGCAAAGUUCAAAUUUACCACAAGGACUCAAGUCGGGCAUUGGAAAUACGCACUGUUGGUUGAAAAUUGAAGACUGGUCAGCGAUGAUCUAUUUCCAUGGACCCUGCCUACUGCUGAUUAUCUUCAAUAUCGUCAUAUUUUUCCUUACGGCCAAUAAAAUCUAUGAAAUACGUAAAGAGCUGCAACAUUUUUCACGCGGCGACUGCAGCCAAAGGCAUUUGCGUUCGCAGCAAAAUAAUAAAAAUUUGCUGAAAUCUUUCAGUGUAUGGCUCUUCUUUCGCAUGUUCAUUGUAAUGGGUAUUGGCUGGUUGCUGGAGAUUAUCAGUUAUAUGGUUGGCAAUAACAGUAAAUAUGCUCUGCUCUUUACGUUCACCGAUGUCUACAACGCCUCACAGGGGCUGAUCAUAUUCAUAUUGCUGGUUGUGAAAAAGAAGGUGCUAUUGCUGAUAAAGAAAAGCUUUCAACUAGAAGAUUUACGAAGUCCAGCACGACCGCCAUGGAGUUAUCCAAUGCUGAAAGUCGAUGGAAACUUCGGAACUGAAAAUCAAAUCAAUCAUGAGGAGUCGAGAGGGUAACUGCAAAACAUUCGAAUAAAAAUAACGGUAACCGUGGGUAUUAAUAUUUUAUAGUAAAAUAAGGUUUAAAGAUAAGGCACCGGUUUGUCGAAGCCCAAAAGCAUCCAAGCAAACGCGUGUCCGCCAAAACCAUUCACCAAAGAACAGUAAAUAUUUUUAAGUACUUAGUUUUUACCAAAUGCCAGUAUAUAGUAUAUGACAAGAAGUGGUUACAUGAUGUUGCCACUUUGAACAAUCAUAAUUUUGUAUUAAUAUUCGAAGAUUAAUAAUAUCAAGACUAUAUUUUAUACAUUUUUUAUAUUAAUAUUUAAAAGUACAAAUACACUCAUAAACUAAAGCUGUCUUCGAUUCGCCAAACCUUGAAAAGUGACGAAAGAAGCAAUAAAUCAUAUAUGGCAUAAAGAAAGAUAAUACUCUAAUUAGAUGCCCUCAUACAUUUCUGUAUAUACUUGUAAGGAUGUUAUUUUUGUUGCUUUCAAAUAUAAAUUUUUUGAACGUGAAUGCCGAAUUCUAAUAGAGAGAACUUAACAUAGAUCAGGCAAAUCGAAAACGGUUUUUAUCAUUUGAAUAUAUGUAGGCAUAUAUGUAUGUUUUUCUCUCAGUGUAUACAUAAAACAUUUAAUUUAUUAUAAA